Messenger RNA from Armigeres subalbatus, 1225 nucleotides. RefSeq names its product zinc finger protein 277. Lineage: Eukaryota; Metazoa; Arthropoda; Insecta; Diptera; Culicidae. The transcript has a single exon. The record is from RefSeq and is a predicted model, not a curated record. The annotation marks the transcript as partial.
CUUUACAUGGUACAUCGAUUGGUGAUCGCGGAUAUCGAAGAUGUGGCAUGCCUGGCCAGCUACAGCCGUUUCUGGCGACAACAGUUUGCGGAUCAUCCGACGGAGAAAUAUUGUUCGGCGUUGCUGUUGAACCAUCUGCCAGAUGGAACACCGGGAAGCAAUGAGAAAUAUUUUAUGCUGAGUGACAUUGAGCCAUUGGAUUACGAGCUAAGGCAGAAGCUCAAACGAGAUAUGAUGGAGCUAGUUCUUGCGCGACAUCAGUUUGAAAGGACGGAUCGCAACUUCAAUCGAGGUUGUCUGUAUUGUCGGGAUUUACAGACAGAGUCAAGGACAGAAUUUCUGGAGCAUUUGUACACGAAGCAUUUUUUGCUUCUGGGUAAAGCGGAAAAUUUAGUUUUCGUGGAUGAGCUGAUUGACGCAGUGCAGGAAAAGAUGGACAAAUUGGUUUGCUUGUUUUGUGAAAAGAUAUUCAAAGAUCGGCCGACACUGAAGGAACACAUGAGAAAGAAAGGCCAUAAGAGAAUAAACCCGGAAAACAAGUUUUACGAUCGGUUCUUUCUAGUGAAUUAUAGAAGCGAUCGACUGAAGAAAACAUCACCAGCUGCGGUCGCUCCAAAGCAGCCUGUACCGAUUAAAGCGCGUGAUCGAGAAAGUUCGCCAUUUCAUUCAGAAGAUUCCGACUCGGAUUGGUCGGACUGGUACGGCGAAGAGCAACCCACGACUUGCCUUUUCUGCUCUGUGGCGAAACCUAAAAUAGAUGACCUUAAGCAGCAUAUGAAGACGACUCACAGUUUCGAUUUCGAUGCCCAGGUCAUCGGCCUAACAUUCUAUCAACGGGUGAAAAUAGUGAACUACAUUCGCCGCCAAAUGCACGUACUCAAGUGUGUUGUGUGCCGCGAAGAUUUCCCCUCGAACGAACAACUGCAAUGCCAUCUACGAGAAGCGGGUCAUUACGCGACUGGGGAGCAACAGUUCUGGGACCAGCCGGAGUUUUUCUUCCCAACGUAUGAGGACGAUCAGUUUCUGUGCCACCUGGAGGAUGAUAGUCCGGAUCAAUCGGACGAUAGUUCGGUGGUUAUUUCGGAAAAAGUGGAUGCAAAGGUGAAUACGGAGGCAGAAUCCUUAUCGCUUGAAAAUUUUAAAUUGGCUUAAUUUUUAUCAAUGGAGAUUUUUUUGUAAUAUAUUUACGGCUAGAUAAAUUAAAUCAAUUUCUUAUAAUUCUCAG